AAUAAUGAUUCUGGAAGAACUUGUUGGUAGUUUUGUCGCCCUUGUUUCGAGUUUGAUUAUUCAAACACCGCCGAUGUCAAGAGAAAAUUUACAAAGGGAAUACACCUUGAUAACUGAAGGAAGUCAGAACGAAGUGUACGACGACUUAAUAUACUGUGAGUACGAGCAAGGAGCACCGAUGGAGGUGCCUUCUUAUGAAGAAGAUUUAUCUGUUUUGCUGCAAGAUGAUCAGCAACGCAGGCGAAAUUUCUGCGAAUCAUUUAUCCGAAGUUCUAAGGCAAAUGUCGGAUUACUAAUGGCCGUUGUUUUCGUAUUAGGGUUGCUAAUAGUUGGACUUGUCUAUGUAGAUUUGAAUACAACUAACUCGUGUGUAGCAUGGAUACACCAUAAUUUUAGUGUUCCAUCACGGAUCAUACGUAUUGCAGGAAUGUGCGCUGCAUUAGUCCCGCUGUUUGCAUGGUUUCCGGGCUGCCUUGCCAUGCUAUGGGGUUUGAAAGCGUUCAAAAAGGAUUUUUUAAUGUGUUUAAUAUGUCAGUUGGUGGCACUCACAUUAGAUUGUGUUUAUACAAUUGUUUUUCUUGAUAAGAAAACGGCUGCUGCCAAUGUUCAAUACAGGUAA
Paramuricea clavata is the source of this 619-nucleotide messenger RNA. Lineage: Eukaryota; Metazoa; Cnidaria; Anthozoa; Malacalcyonacea; Plexauridae. The record is from the annotation of a GenBank genome assembly.